UGCUCACUGCGGAGUGGGAGUGCCGAACGUGGAAGAACACUUGAGAUGUUUUUUUAAAUUGAAAUAUUAUUCAGGGAUGUUCAAGGCCCCAUGUUUUUGCUGAGGAGGGAGAACCUCUCAAAGUGACUGUGUGGACUGGUGCAGUCAUUGUCUACAUACUUUGGGCAGGGGAAAAAAUCUGAUUUAGUAAUUUAUUGUAGUCUUCUGCACGAGUGCAAUGGACUGAAAUAGGACAGUAUUUUACCUUUUUAAUCAAGUCUAGCAAAGUGAAGCAUGUUAUUAAUCUAUUGUGUAUUUACACAUUUCUUACAUCCACAUAUCUUUAGGUUUAAUUAACACACCUAAAACUAUUUGUAUUUUUAAAAAAAAAAAAAAUCUUAGACUGGAUUGCAAGCGCUAGUGUUUGUUAGGCUUGCUGCAAGGUAUAUGCGCUGGUAUGUGUGUUAUUUAAUAACAGUAAUGAGUAGAGUCCUGAUCUGGGUCAUUUAUUAGCUGUCAAUUUAUUGAAGAUUCUUCCAUGCCGGGUUGUCGUCGUGAGCUGCUUCAUUGAAUCAGACGUCCCGGUUAAUAUUGCAUUCGGUUAAAAGUCACUUCGGUCAUUCAGAGUGUGAUUAUCAGGCGACGAAGCCAUUAAUGGAUACAUGUCUGUUACUGAUGUGUUUAGAAGUAACAGGCAACUGGAAAUCAGAGUAUGAAGUUACACUAGUGACUCGUGGGCAAAUUUCAAGCAAAAACUAUUUUUCCACACAGGAAGAUUGUGUGGUGUGGUGUGUUGUGGCAGCACAGCUCAGUCCCUUGUCGCCCAUGAACACAGUCACUGAAGGCGAAGCCAGCAUGGUCACCGAUGCUCUGACCUCACUUGCGUCCUCCUGCGUCAUUCGUUUCUUAUUGAAUUGCUGCUGCGGUGUAAGAAAUCGUUGUCGUCACAUCUUCACGCAUUUUUUUUUUUUAGGUUCACCCUGGCUUGGGAGGGGAGGUUCCCACUCAUCUUUGUCAUGGUCCAUCCCCACUGCCUGUGUGUGUGUGUGUGUGUGUGUGUGUUUAGUUUCAGUACUUGUUGCUGAAGACUACAGCACCAGCAAUGAUGUCGGCGAUGAGCACGGACACACACAUCCACACAUACCCACACACAACGGACUGGAUCGCUAGUAUGAGAACGGAUUCCGACCAGCUCCGGUCAAUGCUGCAGCCUCACACACCUUGAUGCACAUGCAGUUGUGUAAAAGUGACAUCUGCUGUGCAAAGUUAAUUGUUAAAGGUCUGUAAGGUUAAAUGUUACCUUGAUGGUUGACACAUUGCGUUGGGGCGAUGUUAUUUCUUUUCUUUCCUAAUGAGAAGGUGCUACGCUACGUGUCUCUCUCACACACACACACACGCGCACACACACCUGUCCUUUUACUCAGUUCAGACAGCGCACACUGUUUGCUCACCACACACCUUUGCUGUCGCUGCUACUCCAGAGCUGCUUUGUUCUCGCCGAAUCGACCAGGAAGCUCCAUCAUAAACAAACGUCUCUUCCUCGGAAGGGUCCGUUCUCGAGGUACCGGUUGGUGCCGUCAGUGGGUGUUGGACGUUCCGGCAGCAGUGCGUGUGCGCGCAUGCGCACACGCACACGCACACAUGAUGUGUACAGCUGUAUGUUGAUGCUUUCGAUGUUUGUACUUCAGCUGCUGCUUCACAAUAAAGAGCCUGAAUGGAUGGCAGAAAUGCUGCUGUUGUGCUUUGUGUUCGCCGCCGCCUUCUGCGUGCCCUGUCACCUGACUCUCUUGUCAUUCCUACCUAGAGGGCUGGGUGCGAGACUGAAGAAGGCACUCCUCUGACUGAUGGACAGCUCUCAGUAUAAGUAACAGUAGUUCAGUAUUUGGCAGGAAGUUGGAGCUUAUAUGGUCGGCAGAAAGGUGAAUAAAGGGAAGAAGGCAGGAACCGUCAAACAGACAAAGGGAACAAGAGUUCGAACGCCACCUACCCUCACCUGCAGCGGCAGGAAGGACAUCACACUGUCGCUCUGUCCUCUUCCCCACGUUGGUGCAACUCUGCAUGGGUUUCCCACACCGUUCUCCAGUCUGCAGUCAUGUGGGGGCCGCUCCUGGGAGUUGAACCAGCAACAUUAAGGUCAAAGGUGACCGUGUUGUGACAGAGCGCAGUCUGGGGUCCUGGUGCGCCGGAAACGUCGUUCUCACCAAAGUCUUUUAUAGGCCUUCUGGGUGCUGGAUGCAGGUGAGAAAAUUGUCAGUCCUUGAAGUGCUCUGUAAAUCUGGGUCCAGCGCAAAUCAUGGCACGUCCACCGCAAGCCAGCUUCGGUCCGUUGGAGCAAAGAGGGCGAGGACUUUAAAGAUGUUCUCAUCACCUGAGGAUAAGGCUUGACUGGAUGCUUGACGUGGGCCAAAUGCAAUGUCUUACUUGGUUCAUACGGCUCACUUGCAGUUCAUCGGUUUCUGGGCGGGGGCCCUGGGGUGGACCCUGAUGGCGGUAACCAUGGGCCUGGUGCAGUGGAGGGUGUGGUAUGUGGCUGACAUGGCCACCAUAACCUCUGGCGUGGCCUGGGUGGGUAUCUGGAGGGCUUGCUUUCUCAGCCGCACACUGGUCACCUCCGAAUUCGACGUGCUCUUCUGCCAGGCCAUCCGCAUCUCAGACACGUCCACGCCGGUGGAGAUCUCCCUGGCCCAGGUGCUGGUGCCCGUAGCACUGGUGGUGGGCAUCGGUGGCAAUGCCAGUGCAGUGUAUGCCCUACGGAGAGUCUACUUCGGACUGCACCGACACAAGCCCCUGAGGGUGGCCUUCUCCAUGGCCGGCAGCCUGUACCUCGUGGCCGGGAUGUGCUCUCUUCUGCCUCUUGCCUGGAACAUGAGCUCUGUGGUGGCCAACCGUACCAUUGACUUCCCUUCUGACUUCCACCUGCCCCCCGCCCCACUGAGACAGGAGGUGGGUGCUGGCAUCGUAGUGGGUAUAGUAGCAUCCCUCAUGGUCAUUAUCGGUGGGAUGAUUUUCUUGACCUACAGGAUUCCCUCAACUCCUCCCGAAAUGGGCUGCUCUAGCAGCCUCCCGUUGGACUGUUCUGUGCCAGGGGUCAAUACACCGCCCAACGGCACGGCAUCUCCUCAGAGCGGCGCAUCACAAGGCGACAGACACAUCACAAACUCGCGGCACACCUCGGACAACCCAGCCUUCGAAUCAUGGGAGAGUAUAUGAGUGUCAGUCGUUGGUAAUUAAUUGUCCAUUUUUCCAAUUUAAAACACACACUGAUUAUUUGGAAACGACUCGUUUUAAUGCCGUGACAAAUGUGCCGUAGAACGGCAGUCGCAAUUAAUGAAUGCGUGACCCACUGUGCUGUUCCAUCUCACGUGUCGCACAUCUGCCGUGUGAGGUACCUGUGUGUGACAGGAUCCAUUCGGUUUAUUCUGCCUUUCUUCUGCUCUUUUCACAGUUUAAGGUGGAGACAGUCAUGUCCUUUUCACCACAAGUUUUUAAUGUGAAUGUUACCAUGUCUCAUACUUAACUAAUUUUCAAACUUCAUUUGAAUAAUAUAUUAGAAACGGAACAUUUAUAUCCAUUUAAAUAUAAUUCAGUUAAGUGUUAAAAUGGGAAACACACCUGUGGUGUAAUGGAAAAACGUAUGAGUAUUGUAGCGAGUGCAGGUUUGAGCUCCAAUGGGGUACAAAAUGAUACACGAAAGCUGUCCAUGAUAAAUGUUUGUUGGAGCACCAGCACGCAGCGAGAGGUACCAGCAAGUACAAACGGAAAUAUUGCCCUUGGUCUACGAAAGUCGCACCUGAAACCAGCCUUUCAGAUGAACAGGUGUUCACCCCCUUCUACACCACUUUUCCCUCAACGGUUGCACACUUAUUUACGUUUCCCAGAAUCCCUUGCUCUCAAGUCUUUACAAUGGAUAUCGGUUCCCGCUUAAAAGAAGGGCCCUUUGGUAGCGCGGGUUGUGUCAACUGGUCUUGCGGGACACAUACAUGACUGCACCAUUUAAAAUAUUUUUUAAAAUGUUUUGUUUCAGCAAAGCAAAGGUAAUGUGUGUAUUCCAACAUGCAAUGCGUUAUUUCCUUCUGCUUGAUUUUUAUUUAUUUUAA
Messenger RNA from Scleropages formosus (Asian bonytongue), 4076 nucleotides. It is a transcript of the gene cldn34a, whose product is annotated as claudin 34a. Gene Ontology annotation, cellular component: bicellular tight junction; membrane. Gene Ontology annotation, molecular function: structural molecule activity. Lineage: Eukaryota; Metazoa; Chordata; Actinopteri; Osteoglossiformes; Osteoglossidae. Bases 2392 to 3189 code for a protein of 265 amino acids. The record is from RefSeq and is a predicted model, not a curated record. The transcript has 4 exons.